AAAACAACAGACGACGUAGUGUUACAGUAGCUAGCUGGUUGCUUUAGCUAACUUACACACUAAGGUGUUCAACGGUCAGCUAAACAGUUAACGCUGUCGCUGUUGUGAUAAAUAUGACCAAAUCGCUGUGGAAACGGUGACCCCAUAUGGCAAAUAACGUAGCAUUAAUCGUUGUAGAGAGCCGUCAUUGAGAGGUUUUAGGUGCUUAUGCGGUCGCUGCUGGCCAGCCGUUUUCUCACUGGUGUUCAAAAAAAACGGCAGCAACAUCAUGAAAGACCGAUUGUAUGGAAGAAACGAUUGCCUGCGUGGCCAGACGUGUCUUGAGCUGUAUUAAAACCAGCUGAGCCGUUAUUUAUGUGUGUUAGCACGUCAGUUGCUAGCUUGUUGUCGUAAUGUCACAGGUUUGACAACAUUAACGUCCACACCGUAUGAUUAAUUAACGACAACGGAGUCAGUUAAGUGCCAGUUAGACGUGGCAGCUGUGUUAACCAUCUUCCAUAAGCAGAAGCUCACAAUAUGCGGAGCUGGCAUGUAAGGCCCCACGUUUCAGCUCUUUUGUAACUGUGUGUCGCUUUGGCAGGUGACUGCCUGUUUGCACAGUCUGUAGUUCCAGGAUAAAGACAGCAAAGCUCUGGCUCUUCAGAAGAGUUUGUCUGAGAGGACAGGCGAGAGGACUGGCAUUGACGACGUUGUAGGGGCCAUGUAUCUGGGGUGAGGGGACAUCGCUUUGGGGGACAUACACAACGUUGGGUGAGGGGAGGGGAGGGGCCGGUCGGUGUGGAGAUGAAGCUCAAACAGCGCAUGGUGGUGCUGUGUGCCGUGCUCCUCCUGCUGGGCCUGGCCAAGAUCUUCCUGCUGGAUGGAGGAGAGGGCUCCGCAGCCAGCCGAAGGGACCUCAGAGCGUUUCGCAAGAUGGAGGCAGGCCUUUCUUUGUCUCGGGGAGCUCAACUUUCCCACACCCUCCAGUCUCCCUGGGAGAUAGCUAGCCAGUGGGUAGGCCCGCGAGAGGUGUACCCUGAGGACACCCCAGAGCUGGCUGCUGUGCUCACCUCCCUCAGCACUGCCAGGAUAGAGCGGGCAGAUGUGGGCUAUAAGGGCACACAACUUAAAGCUCUGCUGGUGCUGGAUGGGGGACAGAAAGUGGUCUUCAAACCCAAGAGGUAUAACCGAGACUACAUAGUUGAAGGCGAGCCAUAUGCAGGCUAUGAUAGACACAACGCGGAGGUGGCUGCUUUUCACCUGGACAGGAUCCUGGGGUUCAGGAGAGCACCUCUAGUGGUGGGAAGAAACGUUAACCUGCGAACAGAAAUUAAACCUGUGGCCACAGACCAGCUACUGAGCACCUUUCUCAUGCAAGGUAAUAAUACAUGUUUCUAUGGGAAGUGUUACUACUGUCGGGAGAGUGAGCCAGCGUGUGCAGAGGGAGAGAUAAUGGAGGGGUCAGUAACCCUUUGGCUGCCGGACGUGUGGCCAUUGCAGAAACACAGGCACCCCUGGGGACGCACAUACAGAGAGGGGAAACUGGCCAGAUGGGAGUAUGAUGAGAGUUACUGCGAAGCGGUGAAGAAAAUGCCUCCAUAUGAUGCAGGGCCGAGGCUGCUAGACGUCAUCGACACAGCCAUAUUUGAUUAUCUCAUUGGUAAUGCAGACCGGCAUCACUAUGAGAGUUUCCAGGACGACGGCGGUGCCAGCAUGCUCAUCCUGCUCGACAACGCGAAAAGCUUUGGGAACGCAGCUCUGGAUGAGCGAAGUAUCCUUGCCCCACUUUAUCAGUGCUGCAUGGUUCGUGUGUCCACGUGGAACAGAUUAAACCUGCUGAGAAAUGGAGCUCUCAGUUCAGCCAUGCGACAGGCACUGGAAUUCGACCCCAUCCACCCUGUCCUGGCCGAGCCACACCUUGCGGCACUGGACAGGCGUCUCUCUGGAGUCAUAGCAACUGUCAAGCAGUGUAUGGAGGCACAGGGCCCCGACAACACUCUAAUAGAGGACCGAAUGAACCUCCCACAUCCCUAGAAAUGAGGGACAGGAGAAAACAGAGGAAGAGGAACAGCCAGAACUUAACUUCCCUGAGCCUGGAGAAGAGGAAGUAGAUGAGCCCUGGCGUUCGAGAACGAGACCCAGAGUGAGUAAAUGGAUCAGCGGGGUGGAACAAAGACUGUAUAUUUAUUCUCUGAUAAGACCGGAGCGGUUCUCUAAAAGGAAUCACUGGAUUCAAACUGGUGUCACCUUCAACUACAUUAACUUUCUCAGGACUGUUGUACACUAUAGGACAGACUCUACUGUGAGAACCUCUCCAUCUGAUACUACUGGUUGUGACGGUACUCCUGCCUUGUGCCAAAUUCUCCUUCCCAGUCCAACUUUUCCGUAGGACUCGGCUAAAGAGGAAGGAUGAAAAUCGGAGAAAUGUAGGCAGUCAAAGGAGCCAGAAGGAAGGGCGGUAUGAAUGAGCCACCAAUUUCUCAGUGAAAGACAUUGUGUUUCAGGCUGUUUGGAGUUUACAGUCCAAGAGACUGAAAAGUAAUUCCCUGUUGAAUUCGCAGGACAUUAAAUCCAUUUUAGAAUUGAAAAUGUUUUGGAUUUUGUUUUUUUCCUUGAAGUGAAAUUGAACUUUGAUUGAAAGGAAAAGAGAAUGAACUCAGCCCUGCCCUGAUCAUUGUGUACAUAUUUAACUCAGUAGUGACGCAGAAUUAUGAGACGGAAGAAUAUAAAUUUGUGGAUUAUAAUGAUAAUAAAUAAACUUACGUGUGUGCGUGUGGGGAAGACUGCCGUAAAAGAGAAAGCUACUGACAUGACAGAAGUGAGGAGACACAGAGUUCAUGUGUGUGGAUUCAUCUUCUGCAUUAAACUAUGAUCUAUUUA
This is a messenger RNA of Scatophagus argus, 2859 nucleotides long. It is a transcript of the gene fam20b, whose product is annotated as FAM20B glycosaminoglycan xylosylkinase. The transcript is spliced from 9 exons. The record is from RefSeq and is a predicted model, not a curated record. NCBI's taxonomy places the organism in Eukaryota, Metazoa, Chordata, Actinopteri, Scatophagidae. Gene Ontology annotation, cellular component: Golgi apparatus. Gene Ontology annotation, biological process: protein phosphorylation. Bases 784 to 2013 code for a protein of 409 amino acids. Gene Ontology annotation, molecular function: phosphotransferase activity, alcohol group as acceptor.